Messenger RNA from Panicum hallii, 3164 nucleotides. Its product is annotated as tRNA (cytosine(34)-C(5))-methyltransferase-like. Gene Ontology annotation, molecular function: RNA binding; tRNA (cytidine-N5)-methyltransferase activity. The transcript is spliced from 14 exons. The record is from RefSeq and is a predicted model, not a curated record. Gene Ontology annotation, biological process: RNA methylation. NCBI's taxonomy places the organism in Eukaryota, Viridiplantae, Streptophyta, Magnoliopsida, Poales, Poaceae. Bases 744 to 2855 code for a protein of 703 amino acids.
GCCAAAUCCUCGUGGGAGCCACCAGUACUCGAGAACGCUGCCUUCGAGGAGUACUAUAAGGUGCAGCAAAUUGUCCACAAGGAGGAGUGGGAUGCCUUCAUGAGUGUCCUACGGACACCAUUACCUGCAACUUUCAGGAUCAACGCCUGGUAACGUUGGUUACUCUGAGACGAAAGCAGGGUUGCCACUUAGGUCUUCCUUUAAUUAUUCGAUUCCUUGGUUUUCGUAAUUCCACACAGACCACUGUCAUCGAUGAUAUUCGCGUGCUUUUGAACUUGAUGCCCAUCUCUCCUUCUCUUCCGGGGCCCAAAGCCUUUGGUUAUCAAAAGCUGGCUGCUCCAUGACUUGUAUAUCUGGUUAAUCUGCCAUUGAAGUAGUCAUGUCCGAGGGUUCAUUGGAUAGUUCAUUUGCAAUCUGUGUUUUAUGUUAAUCCAAUAAAAAAACCUGCACUUCUAAAUUACUCUUAGGAAUAUGAGUAAACCAUCCACUUAAUUGUUACUUACUAUUAGACUCAUGCAGUUUUAUGGUAACUUCAGGGGAGCCAUUAACAAACCUUACAGUAGGCUUAUGCAAAACUUUGUUUAUCCUGCUAUUCUCACAAAGACUGAAUUUGGUUUUGCAUAUUUGGUACAUGAAUACAUUAAUUCAUCUUUUACUAUUGCUUACCAUGUAAGCUGAAGGUUAACACUUUACUUCUCUUUUCAGUUGCCAGUUUUAUAAAGAUAUUUGCUCAAAGUUGGAAAAUGAUUUUAGGCGAUAUUUGGAGAGUGAGUAGUGAGUAUGGAGAAGAUGCUAUCAGGCCCCUGCCUUGGUAUCCAGGCAAUCUUGCAUGGCAUCUGAAUUUCUCUCGGAAGGAACUGAGGAAAAAUCAGGCACUUGAGAGUUUUCAUGAGUUUCUAAAGCAUGAGAGUGAGGUUGGUAACAUAACUAGGCAAGAGGCUGUUAGCAUGGUUCCACCAUUGUUUCUGAACGUACAACCUGAUCACCAUAUUCUUGAUAUGUGUGCUUCUCCAGGCUCUAAAACUUUCCAGUUACUCGAGAUGAUUCACCAAUCAAAAGAACCAGGACUACUUCCAGGAGCAUUGGUGAUGGCCAACGAUCUCUACGUGCAAAGAUGCGAUCUCCUUAUCCAUAAUACAAAGAGAAUGUGCACCGCCAACCUAAUAGUAACAAACCAUGAAGCACAAAACUUCCCCGAUUGUUCUCUUGCAAAUGAUUAUUCAGAAGCUUAUAAGGAUACCUGCAAGCCACAAGGUUUAGAAUUCGACCGCAUACUUUGUGAUGUUCCCUGCAGUGGUGAUGGGACUAUUCGCAAGGGUCAUGAAAUGUGGAGAAAAUGGAACUCAGGCAUGGGGAACCAACUUCAUCUUCUGCAAGUGAAUAUUGCUAUGCGUGGUAUUGCGUUACUUAAAGUGGGUGGAAGAAUGGUCUAUUCUACCUGUUCAAUGAAUCCUGUUGAAAAUGAAGCUGUUGUAGCAGAGCUCCUUCGAAGAAGUGGAAACUCUGUUGAACUCCUUGAUGUUUCUAGUGAGCUGCCUGAAUUGGUCCGGCGUCCUGGGCUUAGCACUUGGAAGGUACAAGAUCGAGGAUCUUGGUUUCAGACUCAUGAUGAUGUUCCACAUGAUAGGAAGAAUUUAGUAUUGCCGAGCAUGUUUCCUUCAAGUAAUGGCACUGAGGAAAGCCAUACUAUGCGUGGUGAUGUUGAAGUGAAUAUAGAUAAUAGGAGCAGCUUCUUAAGAAAUUGCAACAUUGAAGAAACAAGCAAAAUUAAUCAUGAUACGGAUGGACUUUCUAUCAAUUCCAAUAAAAAAUUGGAUUGUACUUCUAACAUUCUGAAUUCAAAAUUCCCACUGCAUCGGUGCAUGAGGAUUGUUCCUCAUGACCAAGACAGUGGGGCGUUUUUCAUCGCAGUUCUUCAUAAAUUGUCUCCCUUGAAUGGCUGUCAGAUACAGGGCACUAAAAUUCAGCACCCACUUGCAAAAGGCAUAAUCGUGCAACCUCAGAAAGAACAUGAGCCAGAAACAAGACUAUACGAAACUAUUUUGACACGCCAACAGAACAAUGUUUCUAAAGUUGUUGAUGCUGCUGAAGUGCUGGGUAGGCAACAGAAUUUAAGCAUAGACAACCAAACUUCAAAUGAUAACUCAACUGAAGUUGAAAUGGUUUUCAAUGAUGUAGAAAGCAGUCGAGCAGAAUCAGGCGACAUGCAGUUGCAAAAACAAAGCAGGUGGAAAGGGGUCGAUCCUGUACUAUUUUUCAAAGAUGAAGUGGUGAUAAAGAGCAUAAUAUCCUUCUUUGGCAUCAAGGAAUCGUUCCCACUCCAAGGUCAUCUGGUGACUAGAAGUACUGAUAAUGCAAGAAGAAUAUAUUAUGUAUCAAAAUCGGUUAAAAAGAUUUUGGAGCUGAAUGGAGAAGUUGGUGAGCAGCUUAAGAUCGUUUCACUUGGUAUAAAGAUGUUUGAAAGUCAUAGAUCGAAGGAUUGCUGUUCAUGUGCAUAUAGAUUGUCCUACGAGGGCUUAUCACUACUGCUUCCAUACGUCAGCAAGCGGAUACUAUAUGCAUCUCCACUGGACUUCCACCGACUUUUACAGUACAGAAGCAUCAACUUUGCUCAUUUUGUUGACGCCAGAUUUGGGGAGGAAGCUGCAUCCUUGAUGCCCGGUUGCUGUGUUGUAGUGUUACUUGAAGGGCAUAAGCAUGUAGAUUCUAUUUGUAAGGAUCCCUCCACAAUUGCAAUUGUUUGCUGGAGAGGGAAGGGGACUAUGAAUGUCAUGGUUUCUCCUCCGGAUAGGAAGGAUCUGCUUGAAAGGAUGGCAUAUCGCUUCGGUCUUAAAGCCUGUACGGAGGAAGAUUAGAAAUCUUGUCGUAAGAUUAAUUGAUCGGACCAGGGGAGAUGAUAACAGCAUUGAGACUGAGAAUCAAGAACCUCUAGCUACAGGUAAUUCAUCGUAUACAGAGGAACUGACAUAGCACGUCAGCAUGCUGUUGGAGAGUUGGGGGAUGCUGAAGAGUUCUUUAGGCCAUCCAAAUAGUAUCCAUUGACUUCCAAUCUUUAGUUCUGUGCUAUUCUUGCGUGUAAACAAGUCAUUUCCGAUGCAGAAGCAAAUCUACUGUUAUCUGUGUUUCACAUUAUUAGUUCGGUCCGUAUAACUUGAGGUUCAAAA